Dimorphilus gyrociliatus is the source of this 4331-nucleotide messenger RNA. Lineage: Eukaryota; Metazoa; Annelida; Polychaeta; Dinophilidae. The record is from the annotation of a GenBank genome assembly.
ACUUCAUAAUAAAUAUGGCGGCUAAUGGAACAACCGAUACACCCACAAAUCCGAAUUCGGAGGCCGCGCAAAAAUGGGAACGACCAUUGAAUAUAUCCGAUAUAAAAAAUGAAGCCAAAAAUUGGACACUGGCAUCCGAUGCUUCUAUGCUACUUUCCUUACAAAAUUAUUCGCAAAAACUAGUUUCACGAACUCAUGAAGUUGAAAAACUACUUAAUACUUUAAUUCAUGAAACAAAGAUGACGAAUGUUCGAUUAGACAAUACUUUCAAUGACUUUACAAUGCUAGCAAACACCCAAUUUGUUGAAAAUCCGAGUCGAGAAGAGGUGCUAGACAGAGUAAAAACUGCUUUGAAUCUUGGUUUAAGUGUCUUAGAUACUCAUUUUGAGAAGCUACAGGCCUUAGGUAAUAGUGACUCUGAAUCUGGUAGUGAUGAUGAGUCAUCAAGAAAUCCUUAUUUUCUUGAGGCCAAGGAUCCAUAUAUUCAUAGAACAUUGCCACAUCUUAUUGCAUCUCAGUCUUUCUUUAAAGAUGAAAAUGUAGGCUUGACCACAACUUAUUCUGAUGAUGAAACGGAUAAAGAAGGAAACGAUUAUGGUUCCGUGUCAGAAAGCGAGGACAGCAGUAGUGAGGAUAACGAGCCAGCAGAAGAUGAAAGUGAAGAUGAGGUAUCACAAGACAAAAACAAGUCUUUCGAACCGGAAUCUGAAGAUAAUGACGAAGAAGGAAUAUUCAAAGCUGUCGAAAAGAAUGACUUUGCAAAAGAAUCUGAUGACGACGAAGAAGAUGAGGAGGAGGACGAAGAAGAAAAAGAAAUGACCAAUCCAAGAAAACUUCAAAAAGAACUUUCAAAAACUCUUAUUGGAACCCAAUCUCAGAAUAUACUAGAGAAGAAAAAGAAAGAAAAAAAUAAAAACAAUAAAAUAAAAUCGAUGAAAAAAGAACCCGUUAAUUUGUUCAGUGAUGAACCACCACCUUUCGAAGAUGAAGAUUCACCGUUUGCCCCAAGUAAAGGGUUAUUCUCAACAAAGGCAGGCUUAUUCGAUAAUGUCGAAGAUGAAGAUGAAGAUAAAGAUGAUAUUACCUCAGGAAUAAACUCUAAAAUACAAAAUAAGAAUAAAAUAGCAAAAUCCAGUCAAUUAUUUGAUGAGAGCGAUCAGGAGGAAGAUGACUUGUUUAUAAACAAAACUAAGAAAAAAUCUACUGCCAACCACAGUGCCUUAACUGAUACAAAAAGUAGCAACUUAAAGAAAAAAGUAACAUUAUCGGAUGAUGACGAUGGCGACGAUAGCUUGUUUUCAGAUAAGAAAUCUACUAAAAUCAUUCCACAAAAACAACAAUCUAAGAAAAUAGGUCUAUUUGAUGAUGAUGAUGAAGAUGACGAAAUAUUUAAACCUACAAUUUCAUCCGAAAAAUCACAAGUUGGAAAAAAAACAGUUAAGAACCUAUUUGACGAUGAAGAUGAUGAUGACGAAUUUAGCGUUAGUGCAAAUGUUAAAGAUAACAAGUCGGAAAAUCCCAAAUCAAUAAAAUCUGAUACAGCAAGUAAGAAAGCAAGAGAUAAAGAAAAUAGUCUCUUCAAUGUGAGUAAUGACGAGGAUGACGACAUGUUUAAUACAAAAACAGUAGGUAAAGCAGAACCCAAAAUUGUUACUAAGACUAAAAAGGAAAAAAUUGAAGAAGCCCUAUCCAAACCUAAAAGAACUGCCACUAAAAAACCAGAGCCACUUAAUCUAUUCGAUGAUGAUGAAGACGAUGACCUGUUUGCUGCUCAGAAGCCAAAAGCAGCUACAACAACGCAAGCUGUUCAAAAGAAGAAGACACCUAAUGUAGCAUUAUUUCAAGAUGAAAAUAAUGAUGAUGAUGAAGACGAUCUUUUUUCUUCCAAGCCUUCUGCUAAAAAAACAAAAUCAAUGGAGAAGAAAAGCUUGUUUUUAACAGAUUCCGAAGAGGAAGAUACACCGCCUGAAAAACCGAAAGAGGAGUUGAAGAAAAAGAUUCCUGUAGGGGGCAUUUCGGUAUUCGGAAAUACUGACAUGUUAAAAGCAGCCCAAAAGAAACUAGCAAACAAUGAAGAAAUUGCUGAAUCAAAUAAUAAAAAAGAAGAUAGCUUCUCCGAAGAAAGCAGUGACCUCUUCACAUCCAAAGUGGAUAAGCAUGAACAAGAGAAACAAGAAGAGAAACCAGAAAAAUCUAGAGAUAUAAAAGAGGAAAAUGAAAUAGAAAAUCCAUUGACAAAAAAUGACAAUAAAAACAAGCCAUUUGGUGGAAUAUCUGUUUUUGGUAAUUCUCAAUUAUUAAAUGAAGCUAAAUCGAAAAUAGAAAAAGAAGAUAAAAAAGAAAAAUCUGAUGUUAAAUCAAAAAAGGCACCACAAAAAGGUUUAUUUGAUGAGGAUAACGAAGACGAUGACGAUGACCUAUUUUCUGGCAAAAAAUCAGGCAAUGCUAAGAAAGUAGAGAAAACUAAGUUAUUCUGUACAGAUUCUGAGGACGAUGAUAUAUUAAAAUCAACACCUACAAUCGUUAAGUCUAACACAGAAAAUAUUAACAAAACCACUAAUGACAAUAAAAAGUUAAUAGAAAAUUUAGAAGGAUCGGAAGUACCAAAAAAGGCAUUAAAUACACAGGCGAAUACUAGGGACGAGAAAACUGAAGUCAAUACAAAACAACCCAGCCCUAAAAUCAAGAAAUCGAAACCCAAGCAAAAAUCGCUUUUUGACGACGAUUCUGAGGACGAUCUCUUUAUUCCUAAGCGUAGCACCAAAUCUAAUACAAAAUUACAAGGCGAUCUAUUCGACGACUCAGAGGAAGAACUGUUUAAACCGAAAAUGUCUAAUAAGUCCGCAGAAUUAUUUGACUCAUCUGCGGAUGAUGAUAUUAACAAUAGCAAAAGUAUCGCCAAGUCAGAUUUACUACCACCCCUACCUGCUAAACCUCAAAAACAAAAAAUUCAUGAGACAUUAGAAGAUCCUCCACCUCUUCCACCUAGAUCUCCAAUAAGUUCAAGGAGUGUUACUUCAGAUGAGGAAAGAAGAAAGCCGAUUCCUCGAGCAAAUAAAUCCGCUGCAAAUAAACUACCAAUACAACCCGUGCCUUCCAUUACAGUGAGUAGCACGGACGAAGAUAUACCACCUCCACGUCCACCGAGACCAGCUAAAUUCCCAGUAUCUAAAUCCAGUAGUACUUCCCACAAAACGUCUGACAAUGAUUCGGAGGGAGCAACACCUCCCCUACCAGAGAGGCGCUCUAAUUCCCCUGUGCCUCCAAAGGUUACACCAAGAAAGAAGAAAAAUAAGCAAAGUGAUACAAGUAAUUCUAGUGAAAAAAGCGAUAAAAACGAGAGUACAGCAGGAAGUUCAGUUGAAAAUGAUCCUCUAAGCGGGAUAGAAGUAAAAUCACCAAAUCCGCUACCUAAACCUGCUAAAAAACCCCAAAUGCCUAAAAAGGAGGUUAACGAAUCAAAAACGGAUCCGUUCGCCGCCAAGCAACAAAACAUCUCCAGGCAAUUAGAAGCUUUGCGCGGGGGUAAAAAACCACCACGUGGAGCGGUUUCAAUGUUUGGUCCUGCAGUUAUUGUACCUAGGCGUGACCCGAAUCCGGUUGAAACUUCAAGCAGUCCAAAAGAAAGUUCUUCUCCAAAAUUACUAGGAGCUGAAAAUAGAGAUAGAAUAAGAGUCCGACCGAAAGAUAGGAGACCUCCUUCUAGAUAUAUAAUAAUGAACGAUGAUAGUCUUAAGGAUGUUAAGGAAAUAAACAAAGAAGAGAAAAAAGAAGAUAAUAAUAUUAAAACGAUAAAAACUGAAAUUUUAUCGAAAAGCGAUACAGAAGACGAAACCGACAUUUUUGACAAAAAAUCGAAUGAAAUAGAUAAUAAAAAGGACGUUAACUUAAACUUAAGUAACGAUGAAGGAGAUAUAUUUAAGAAAUCUUUAGAAAAGUCAUUGUCGCCUCCUUCUCGUCCGUUAAACAUAGUGAAACAAGAGAGCGACGGUUAUGAGAGCGACGAAUUGUUUGGAGCUAAAGUUAGGAAUAUACCAGCCGUUCAAGUGCCAAAAUCGAAAUCAACUAAUGAGUCACAACCUAAAAAGAGAGAAAUUCCCAAGAAACCUCUCAAAUUGGAUGAUAGUGACGAUGAUAUAUUCAAACCCAAGAAUAGUAAAACCUUAAUUAAAAAAGAUAGUGGAGAUAAUCUAUUCGAAGAUUCAGGUAAAAAGAAUACAAAGAAUUUGUUCGAAAGUGAUGAUUCAGAUUUAGACAUCUUCAAACGUUCGCCCCCUAAAACUGUGCCUACUAUGGAUGAUGAUAAUGAAGACGAUGACGGUUUGUAUUAA